Pelagomonas calceolata is the source of this 2264-nucleotide messenger RNA. Lineage: Eukaryota; Pelagophyceae; Pelagomonadales; Pelagomonadaceae. The record is from the annotation of a GenBank genome assembly.
AAACGCCGUGCCAUAUUUUUCGCGCUGGCAGUCGCUACCUCAGCACUGCAAGUAAGAGGAAUAGGUAAUAUUAGAGCUAAGGUACCAAGGCACGCAGCCACGCGCUUGGCAUUGCUCUGGGUUAGUUGUGCAGCUUGCCAGGUCAUCCUGUUCGUGGGGGCACGGGCAGGUCGGUCGUGAAGCCCGACCGGAGCGGCCGCGCGAAAAAGCUUGUGCUUGUUGCUUUAAUAAACUGCUGACACAUAUUUGCCAUGAAUUCGUACCCCGCGCUACGACGAGGCGGCCGGCUGCGAAACGCGUUCCUGCUACUACACAUCGCACAAGCCUUCGACUUCUCGAGCUUCGGCAAGAAACCAGCACCAAAGAAGAAGACCUUCCAGGAAUCCUUCGAGACAUACAAAAACAAAAUCAAUUUACCAGAGGACGCCGGCGCGUUCGCGCGAGGCACUUUGGCGGGCAUCGCCCUUUCAGUAUUUGUGGCCGUCGGGCCCGUCGGCGACUCCAUCAAUACCGAAGGGAGAGAAGCUAGGGAGGCGGCGGCCCAGUUCGAAAUUGUAUUAGAUGCAUUAGAUAAGCGCUACGUCGAUCGCGUGUCCCCAAAAAAGCUCAUGGAGAGUGCGGUGGAGGCCAUGUUGGCCACGCUCGACCCCUACACGGAGUACGCCAAGUCCACCCAAGCGUCGGACAUGAUCGAGAGCGUCGAGGGGCGGUAUGGGGGCGUUGGAUUAGUUAUAUCGGGAAAACCCCGAGAUUCCAAGGACCCGGUGAAAGCGAUGAAGAGCGGCGAGGUGGACGUGGCCGUCGUCGAUGCGUAUGAGGACUACGCCUGGGAGGCGGGCUUACGGCCUCGGGAUACGUUACUGUCGAUUGGCGGUUCGACGCCAUCCGGCAGCUCAGGAGACGCUGUGUUAGAUGCAGCUAGGUCAUCAUUGCGAGGGAAGCCCGGCACCGACGUAAGCGUGGAGUACAAGCACCCCUGGGAGACGACGCCACGGACCACAGAUCUUAAGAGAUUUGCGGUGCGAAGGCGAGACGUCGAGUUAGUUACGUUGUUACCGUCCCCAACAGCGCCUAAAGUCGUGGCCUACGCUAGAGUAGGCGGCUUUUCGCGCGAGACGGCUCCGGAAUUGGUCGAAGGUCUGGCUUCCUUACGCUUCGACAGUCAAAAGUCGAAGCUCGAGGGCGUGAUCAUCGAUCUGAGAGGAAAUCCGGGAGGGUUGCUAGAUGCGGCGGUGGACGUCGCGUCGUUGUUCCUGCCGCCCGACGCCGUCAUCGCGUCGGCGGGCGGCCGGGGCUUCGUCAGGGACGCGACGCCUUCGGGCGAGACGCCCAAAGAAAAGGACGGUGUGGAGCGCGUCGAGUUUAGAAGUAGAGCUAGAGGUGUCACGUUGUUCGGCGUCGCUCCAGUAGUUGUUCUAGUGGACGGGCAGUCCGCUUCUGCCUCAGAAAUCGUCGCCGGAGCCCUACAGGACUAUGACGCUGGUGUUGUCGUCGGUUCGAGAACUUUUGGGAAAGGUCUCAUUCAGGACGUCUCUCCAUUACCAUUUGACGGCGCGGCACUGAAGGUCACGGUUGGCAGAUACUAUACCCCGUCCGGCCGGUGCCUGCAAGAGCUCGACUACGAGAAGGAACGGGCAUUAUCCUCAAAGAAGGAAGUCUCGCCGAAGGAAUCUUUCUACACCGUGAAUAGCAAAAGACCCAUCGAGUCGGGCGGCGGCGUCGCUCCUGAUGUUCUGGUGGAGCCGGACACGCUCACAAAAGCCGAGACCGCUUUACUGCGCAGUGGUGUCGCGAACAAGUUCGCGGACGACUGGGUCGAUAAAAGGCCGGACGUGGCCAAGACCCUGUAUGCUCGAGGUCUGGAACCGGACGCCGAUGCGGCAUCCUUGGUUCUACAGAGGAGCGACCUCGACUCACUGAAACAGCGCGCCCUGAAGGCCAUUGCGGACGAUCCCGACUCGAAGGACGGUCGAGAGGCCAAGCGCGAGGUCGAGGACGCCUUCCGGCGGCACCCCGACCGCAUCCUCAAGGUCACCGACGCGUUAGUGAAGGAGCGCUUCUUCCGGAGUUCCGCUCUACUGAAGGCGCAAGUGUCAGAUGAAAAAGCAGUCGUCGCGUCGAUGAAGCUGCUGUCAGAUAAGGCGCGCUUCGACGCGAUCCUCGCGCCUCCGGCGAAGUCUGCUGCGUCUGCGCCGAACGCCGUCGCCGCAGCCGGCCUCGGGAACGCGGCCAGAGAUGCUUCUAGUUCAUAAUGUGUUUAGUUC